Fundulus heteroclitus (mummichog) is the source of this 2424-nucleotide messenger RNA. Its product is annotated as protein mono-ADP-ribosyltransferase PARP14. Gene Ontology annotation, biological process: negative regulation of gene expression. NCBI's taxonomy places the organism in Eukaryota, Metazoa, Chordata, Actinopteri, Cyprinodontiformes, Fundulidae. Gene Ontology annotation, molecular function: transcription corepressor activity; NAD+ poly-ADP-ribosyltransferase activity. The transcript is spliced from 5 exons. Gene Ontology annotation, cellular component: nucleus; cytoplasm. The coding region runs from base 38 to 2113 and encodes 691 amino acids. The record is from RefSeq and is a predicted model, not a curated record.
GGACCCCCAUUAGACGGAGGAGCAGUUCCAACUAGUGAUGGACGAUUUCACUAAAAUACAUAGUCUGCCUCACCCUAAAGGAAACAGCUUAAGAAAGACAGAUACAGCUGUCUUGAAAUGUCCUGCCAGGGCGGAGCACAUAGGACCUGCCACACCUCAUGGACUGAUUACAAAAGAGCUAGAGAGGAGAAUUAAGCUCCCUCAGGAUUUAAUAACCUUUAUUAAAUCCAGCAAUGCUGUUGGUAAGUACCAGGCACUCUUCCAGCAGCGCUUCAGAAAUCCUGUGUUCAUGGAGGUUGAGUCGGACUUCGCUCUGUUCAGUAUGUACCCUCAUGACCUGGAUGAAGCUCAGGCAGCAGUGGUGGGGGACCUGAGUGUGGAGAUCGAGAAGCUCCAAGGUGCCGCUACUGUACCUCCAGAUGCAGACAGAAUAAAAGAAACCCUCAUAAAAGCCAAGAAGGAGUUAAACCGUGAUGAGCUCAGGGUGGACUUCAGCUUCAUUCCCGGGCAAAGUGCAACCACAGUGGCCAAAGUGCGCCUGGUGGGCUACAUCGAACAUGUGAAGAAGCUCAGAGAUGUUCUUCAGGAUUACUUGUUGAAUCAGGUUUCUACUAAAGAAGUGCUCAACCUGGAGCAUCCUGAAAUGGUGGACUGCUUUGAUAAAAUCCUGGAACUGAUUAGCUUUAAGCAAACAAAGGUUACAUUGAAAGCUUCCCUUCUUCUAAACCCGUGUGUAGCUAUCUCUGGUCCCCGCUGCCACGUCCAGGAGGCCCACAAGGCUCUUAGGUCCGGCCUAGCCAGUCUGACUUUAAAAAAGGUGAUUUUAGAUGGUCCAGGAGCUCUGCGUUACUUCCAGGCAGAAGGUAGAGUGAGCAAGGAGCUGGUUGAGAGCUCUUGUCAGGUUCUUAUCAAGGAACGACAAGUGUCAGUUCCAAGACAAUUUGCUACUUCAGCUGCGAGCCUUCUUCACACCAGUAACACCAAUCAGCGGUCCUCUUUCCUGUUUGUGGGUCUUCAAAGAAAGCAAGUCGAUGAGGCCAUAACAAAAAUUAAGAAUCUGUACCAAGCUCACAGCUCCACAAAAACCUUCACUUACCACGAUCUGGUAGACCUCACCCAGGACGACAUGAAGGGUUUGAUGAACCUCGUAGAGACUCAUGGUCUGUAUGUACACGAAGACCCCUCCUGCCAGGGAGGCUUGACGGUGAGCGGGUUGAAAGCUGGGGUCAACCAGGUGGAGCAGAUGCUCCGAACCAUCACUCCUCUUAGGAGAGAAAUGAGAGUCAAAGAAGAAGAAAAUCUUUACUCGUCUGUAGCUUGGUGUAUCCUGGGACAGAACGGCAGCUGGGAGAGGCUCCCUAAAACAGCCAAUUACGAUCUGGAAAAGCACAACAUCACAAACGGCAUAGUGGAUGUACUGGGGCUCACAUGGCAUGUGAAUGUACUGAAGAUGGAGGCCAGAACAGAUUUAUACAGACAGAAGGCCAAGUUGAAACGACUUGAAAAUUUGCCAGACUUAACUUUCCCCCUGUACUGGGACAGCAUGUCUAGUAAUGAAGAUUUUAAAGAAGUGCUUCUGGAUCCUUCGUCUGCAGAAUACCAGACCGUCCAGCAGCAGUUCAGCAGAACUGCCAAGAACACCAUCAUGAAGAUUGAGCGGGUACAGAACAUUCACCUGCGCCGUGGGUACGAAAUGCGAAAGAAAGAAAUCUCUGAAAAGAACAAAAAUGAAGGUGGAGCGGGCGAACGGCUCCUGUACCACGGAACAAGCCAGGAAAACCUUAAGUCCAUCAAAAACAAAGGGUUCAACAGGAGCCUUUCUGGCAAGCAUGCGACUCUCUACGGUCAUGGAACCUACUUUGCUGUAAAUGCCAGCUAUUCAGUGAGCUACGCACCUCCAGCAGCAGAUGGUACUCGAACCAUGUUUGUGGCCCGAGUCCUGACGGGCCUCUACACGCUGGGUCGCAGCGACAUGAAGGUGCCUCCACCUCGCAGCAGCCAGCAGACCCAUGACUGCUAUGACACCUUGGUGGAUCGAACGGACAGCCCCAGCAUGUUUGUUGUGUUCCAUGAUUACCAAGCUUACCCAGACUACCUCAUUACCUUUCACUAAGUAAUCAUUACAUGCUCAGUACUCAGGGUGUGGAUCCUUAACCCUAUUGACCACUUUAUAUCUUGGCAGUUUUCUUCCUUCCUAAAACUGACCUGGGUUUCGUGCCCAGCCUGUUUCAGCUUAUUCCUUCCUUGGAGACGUACUAUACGUACUAGGAGAACUGAAGAUUUCAAGUAGUUAGACCUGAGCACUGAAGGCCGGGCUGAGGCCAGAGUUCUUGUUGAUAGCUGCAGCGAUACCUUUAACAAAGAUUAAAGGCGUUAUCUCACUGCAAUAAACCUCAUUCAGUGUCUUUUUGUAUUUCUCAACUA